Molecule: messenger RNA, 582 nt
Organism: Puccinia graminis f. sp. tritici CRL 75-36-700-3
Lineage: Eukaryota; Fungi; Basidiomycota; Pucciniomycetes; Pucciniales; Pucciniaceae
Exons: 2
Coding region: 1-582 (193 amino acids)
Source: RefSeq, a predicted model, not a curated record
AUGAGAAUGAUCCUCAUGAGGGAAUAUGAUAUUCAAAUCCCACAACGGUUAGUCUACGAUGUUCUCAGGGAAAUCGAUCCAGAGGAUAUGGCCGCUCGACUACGAGGUGUAUGCAAACGUCAAACAUAUCAAACAAAUGGACCCAACCACAUCUGGUCCAGUGAUGGACAUGAUAAGUUGAAGCGCUUUGGACUUACCAUAUACGGAUAUGUCAAUGCCUGGUCAAGAAAAAUUCUUGGGAUGUUUGUUCAUGUAACAAACAACGACCCUCGCCACAUUGCGGUGCACUUCCUUCAACUUGCAUCUGAGGCUGGUGGAAUCCCACUCCUACUCACAACCGACUGUGGUACCGAAACUCAUGUUAAAAUGGCUAGGUGUAUGAUGGAAUUAACAUAUACUCACAUGGAAAUCUCACUCGAAGAUGCAGCAAAGCGAAUGCAUUACACCAAGUCAACACAUAAUCAAAAAAUUGAAUCCCUUUGGUCUCAGAUGAUGAAGCAGCACAACCGUGCAAUCAAACACAAUAUUCUAAGUCACAUUGAAGAUGGGAGUUAUGAUGACCAAGAUGAUGUUCAAAAGUGA